AUCCUAACCUAUGGAUUGAUCCUGACUCGACCUCAGACUUCUUUCAUCACCAAACAGUUGCUGAUGGACUGGGUGUUUGGCUGCCAUCCUCAGGCCUGUCCUGCUUGCUGUGCUUGGUUGCUGUGAGGCUGCACUCUGACAGCGAGGCGCCUGCCUUGCCAGCUGCAUUGUGCUUGGCUCCCGGCUCCCUGUCUUUCAGAUAGCAGAUGAUUCUUGCUGUAUUUCUACAGUAACUGUGCACUUGCCAAUAAGAUUGAUGUAGAAUGUUACAAGUUUAUUUUAAAGAAGAGCUGUCAACAAAUAAUAAAAAAAAUUGCAAUCAAAAUCAAUAAUACAAAACAUCAGGAUGCUUUAGGUGACUAUGUUUCAUGUAGAGGAGGUAAUUGCUUUUGUUGACUUGAGGGAAAGCUUACAUUUGACUUCUCUCUUCACCUGGCCAAGAUAUCCUUAAGUCAAAUUCACGCAUGGAGGGUAGAAAAAAGAAAUGGCUGAGGAAUCUGGAGCAGAAGCAGAAGACAUGGAUGGAACAAGCACUCCUAGGGUGGCGUGCAACACUGAAUACAGCCGGGAGCCUAUCGCAAACCUAUGUGAGGUGACAGACAACAGGGAGUGGCAGCGCUUAAAUAAGAGGUGUGAGCAGCUUCAGAAAACGGCCUCCUCAGCUGGACCUGGUGAUGGUCAUUUGGGCAACAUUUGCCUCGGUUUGUAAUGAAAAGCUACCGAAGGAUUGAAACAGAAGUCAAGAAUUAGAAGAAGGCUCAUGAGAACUUCACAGAAAGGCAGGAAAUUUGUGGUGAAACACAGGAAGUCAGCAGUCUUUUUUUAGUUGACACCGAGGUUGGAGGAGAUGCUGCUGGAGCUGAUGAGAUCAGGGAAGCUCUUCCUCGCAGAGCACGGCUGGGCACCUCGCAGGUCCCCAGAACCAGGAGGCACAGGUGGUUUUCAUUGUGUCAGUGGCCUUCACUCCUUGGUGAGGAGGAGGAAAGGCCUUUUCAGGACUCGAUGUACAAAUCUUUGCUGUAAACUUCAGUGGAAUUCUGGAAGUUGAUGGACUUUAAGCAGUCCCUACUGCUCCCUCAGCUUCCCUACAGAGGUAUUAAUUUCUAAGUCCAUCCCCCGAAAGACCAGGAGAUGCUGUGUGAUUAGGACAGCUUAAUUCCUCCUAUCUUUCAGCUUCAGUACUGUCAUAUCUAGGUUUGCAGGAGCCCAGAGGCAGGGCUCAGCAAAUACCAUUGGUGCUUCAGGGACAGUCCUAGUGGCUGUGGGCUGCAGAUUGCUUGCAGGAAACAAGAUGUGCUAACAGCCUUCAAAAGCAUGGAAGCUGCUGCAUAGAAGAAAGUACAAAGUGAGGAAGGAAAUGUUCUUCCUUAUCAAGAAUGAAUGUUUCAGGAAUAGACUAGACAAAAGCUUUUAAGUAAAACAGCCAUAAAAUAGGACCUGGCAAAAUCAUUUCUCUGCUGCUAGGCAAUCUAAUUUACUUUUAUUUGAUUUUUCUGGGACCAGGUGUAGCUGAAGUCACAAUUGCUGUUGUCUGUGAGGGCCUUUAUCAAGAGAACUGAAGUCUGAAGGUACAGAUAUGGUCGUCUUAAGUCUCCACUGCAGCACCCUUGAGUUUUUUUGUUGUAUGUUUGUUGUAGUUUGUAUUUUUUGCUUUGAGAUGAAGGACUUUGGAAACCCAAUUUACCUGAGCGGUUGGAUGUAGCAAUUUCCUUACAGCUUUCAGCAGUGGGCAGUAGUGACACUAACAGGUGAUACCAGUUUUAGUCAGACGUUGAUCUUCUGUAUGCAGGAAAUUUUAAGUCUUCUUUUUAAAGUGAAUCAGGAGGAAACCACAUUUAAAGUGCCUUUGCCCAUCAAAUGGAAAUUCUUCAUCUACAUCAGCUCUGUUCUCACUUUAGAAAGUCAAAAGCCUUUAUCUUCAAAGAAAAUCACAUCUAGACAGGACAGCUUUAAUCAUUGACAAAUGAGGGCUAAUUCCUCACGUGCAGGGGAUGUUUGGUUGCACCUUGCUCCACGCUCACAAGGAGUUAAGCAGCUGCUUGCUGAGGUUCUGCCUGCCCUGCAGAUCUGUCAUUCUUGCUGCUCAAGAAAAAGGACACGACGGUGCGUGCUCCACUCCUUGCCACUCCUGACCCAUUUUCCCACUGGCUGUGCUUGCUGGGGAUGUGACAUCCGAGCUCAGUGCUGGCGCAGCCUUUGUAAAGCUUUGUUCUGCAAAGCCCUUCUCGUACCGUGGAGUUCAGAUUAAUUUCCUACAACCAGCUUUGUUCGGGGAGAGAUGGAAGCGCUAAGAAUACAAAUCUGUUGGCUCCUCCCAUCCGUUUGCCAGCAUAAGCGUUCCAUCUCCUUUUGCAUGUAGCCGUUUGCUGCGUUUCUGAGGUUUUGAUGUAUCUCGCAGCAAUGCCGAUCUGCCUCCAAGCAAUUCUGAUGGAGCUGUCGGUAUUUCUGCUGGUCGGGGCUUUCGGGACCGCUACCACGCGGGUCGCCAUUCAGAGGCAAUUUCACAGACCAAAGGCGAAAAUACCGAUCGCUGCGGAAUAAAGUUUCUCCCUUUUCCUCUUUCCCCCGGUGCUCAGAGGGGGGAAGGGACCUGCGCACACCGCCGAGCAGCCUCGCCCGAUGUAAGAAGGAGCCAGAGGGCUGGCCAGGAUGGGGAGAGGAGGAGGAGGGAUGCUAAAAAUACCGCCCUAUGCCGGGCAGCGCGCGGUGCCGGUGCGGGCCGGGUGCGCAGCGUGCGCGCCGCAGUGCGCGGCGGGAGCGGCCGCGCCGCAGGGAUGCUCGCCCCGCUGCUGGGCUCCGCGGGCUCCGGCUGCCUGCUGCUGGAAAUCGCCGUGUCGCUCGUGGAGAAGAUGCAAGCUCAGGAAAUCCUGCGGAGCCUGCGGCUCCCCGAGUUCGAUGACCUCAGCCAGUUCUUCCGCAACCUUCCUGCCACCGCGCUGGUGGGCAUCGGUGCCUUCGCCGCCGUCGUCGCCUACUGGUUUGCCAGUCGGCCCAAGGCUGUGAAGCCGCCCUGUGAUCUGCGCCUGCAGUCGGAGGAGGUCGAGGGCCUGGAUGGGGCACGCCGCUCGGUGAUUGGGGACAGCCCACAGCUGUUGACCCAUUACUACGACGAUGCCAGGACCAUGUAUGAGGUCUUCCGGAGGGGGUUCAGCAUCUCUGAGAACGGCCCCUGCCUGGGCUUCAGGAAGCCCAAGCAGCCCUACCAGUGGCUGUCAUACAAAGAGGUGGCUGAAAGAGCAGAAGCUCUGGGCUCGGGGCUGCUGCAGCAGGGCUGCAAGCCAUCCACAGAGCAGUUCAUUGGGGUCUUUGCCCAAAACCGCCCAGAGUGGAUCAUUUCUGAGCUGGCCUGCUACACCUACUCCAUGGUGGUGGUGCCUCUCUAUGACACCCUGGGUCCUGGAGCCAUCCGGUACAUCGUCAACACAGCGGACAUUUCCACAGUCAUUUGUGACAAGCCUGACAAAGCCAGGACGCUGUUGGACCAUGUGGAGAAGAGGGAAACACCGGGGCUGAGCUCCAUCAUCCUGAUGGACCCCUUUGAGAAGGAGCUGAUGGAGAGGGGAAGGCGCUGCGGGGUCCGCAUCCAGAGCAUGCAGGAGGUGGAGGACUGUGGCCGGGAGAACCGACACACGCCUGUGCCUCCCCGGCCAGAAGAUCUCUCAAUUGUCUGUUUCACCAGUGGGACUACAGGAAACCCCAAAGGUGCUAUGCUGACACAUGGGAACGUGGUGGCUGACUUUUCAGGCUUUUUGAAAGUGACAGAGAAAGUGAUCUUUCCGAGACAGGACGAUGUGCUCAUCUCCUUCCUGCCUCUGGCUCACAUGUUUGAGAGAGUGAUCCAGUCUGUAGUGUAUUGCCACGGAGGGCGAAUUGGCUUCUUCCAAGGCGACAUCCGCCUGCUGUCUGAUGACAUGAAGGCGCUGCGUCCCACCAUCUUCCCUGUUGUGCCGCGCCUGCUGAACAGGAUGUACGACAAGAUCUUCAGCCAGGCAGACACCUCCCUGAAGCGCUGGGUGCUGGAGUUCGCCGCCAGGCGGAAAAAGGCUGAGGUUCGAAACGGCAUCAUCAGAAACGACAGCCUGUGGGACAGGCUCUUCUUCAACAAAAUACAGGCGAGCCUCGGUGGGUGCGUCCGCAUGAUCGUGACGGGUGCUGCCCCAGCCUCUCCAACUGUCCUGGGCUUCCUGCGGGCGGCCCUGGGUUGCCAGGUGUACGAGGGGUAUGGGCAGACGGAGUGCACGGCGGGCUGCACCUUCACCACCCCGGGGGACUGGACCUCAGGUCAUGUGGGAGCCCCUUUGCCCUGCAAUUUAAUCAGGCUGAAGGACGUGGAGGAGCUGAAUUAUUUUGCUUCUAAAGGAGAAGGAGAGAUAUGCGUGAAAGGACCAAAUGUUUUUAAGGGUUAUUUGAAAGAUGAGGAGAGGACGAGUGAAGCACUGGACCAGGAGGGCUGGCUGCACACCGGAGACAUUGGGAAGUGGCUACCUAAUGGGACGCUCAAAAUCAUCGAUCGGAAAAAGCAUAUAUUUAAACUUGCUCAGGGAGAAUACAUUGCACCAGAGAAGAUAGAGAACAUCUACAUCCGCAGUGACCCCGUGGCCCAGAUCUACGUCCAUGGAGACAGCCUGCAGGCCUUCCUGGUGGGAAUCGUGGUGCCAGAUGCCGAAGUGAUGCCAGGCUGGGCAAAGAAGAGAGGGUUUGAUGGAACGUAUGAGGAGCUGUGUAGAAAUAAGGAACUGCAGAAAGCAAUAAUGGAAGACAUGGUACGGUUAGGGAAGGAGAGCGGGCUUCAUUCCUUUGAGCAGGUCAAAGCCAUUUACAUCCACUCCGACAUGUUCUCAGUACAGAACGGUUUGUUGACACCGACGUUAAAGGCUAAGAGACCAGAACUGAGAGAUUACUUCAAAAAACAGAUACAAGAGCUAUAUUCCAGCAUCUCCAUCUGAAACCACGGGAAGAACCUUCCGAGUAACGGACUUUGUAGCAAUAUUAGGAUAAUGCUCGACAGUACAGAGCCAGAAUGACACAGCUGAAGCGGAUGAGCAUCUGAAUCUUGCGUCUGAGCCUUUUCUUGUUUUAGGAUUUCACCACUAACCACCAUUUCCCUUUUCCUUCUGUUUUUCAUCGGGUUUGAUAUCAGUUUUAUUCUAUGGACACAGCAGGGCACCAUCAAGAAUUAUGCUAAAUUGCCACAAAAUAUACAGCAAUUUCAAUCCAUGACUGAGGAAAUUACGGAAACUUAUUAAUAACUAUGAGCAUUUCAAGACUAAACUGGAGAAAGUUUCAGAUAUGUCUGUUGAUAUUUGAUUGUAAAUAACCUACACGUCAGAGACUGAAAUUGUGGAUAAAUCAGUACUGUGGUCUACCUCAAGCUAUCGGCGACUGAUGGUGAAAGCCUGUGUUCUGUGAUCUGUAACUCUAAGCUGGAUAUCGGUUUGUAUAUUGUGAUAGAUUUUAUAUUUUCCAGGAUGUAAAUUCCAUCAGUUUGACUGAAUCACUAACAACCUAACAGCCAGAAUGGAAACAAGAACAAAUCUCCUGGUACUUGUUCUCAGCAGGCCUCUCAGUGUGUGACACCUAAUGGACAACCGCUGCUUGGGAUCCCAACAACGUGUUGGCAGUGCUGCAGGGCAGGAACCCCCAGCCCCUUCCAGCUGAGCCCAGCACCUCCUGCACGGCCAUUUCAGGCAGCUCAGUGCCCCAGGGAUGCUGCAGCACAGCAAAGCAAGGCCUGCAUGAGAGUCACCUGUGUCUGGUCGUUGCUUUAUUACUUUGCAGCCUGGUUGGGCUGGUUCCAUUUUGGAGCACGUGGUGUGAGCAGAGCUGGGCAAUGUGGGUCUUGUCUGGAGAACAGCUGGCGUGGGAUGCAGCCAUGAUGGAGAAGAGGAGGAAAUGUUGCUCCAUGUGGCCAUGAGGACAAUUCUGGCCCCAAAAUGCUGUGGGGAAAUGCAUUGGAUGUGGGUGCUAGGAAGCACUUCCACGUGCAGAGGCUUGGAUCCACUUAUCACCUGCCUUGACCUCUCUGCAAUAAGCAGCAAGUUUUGGAAGGAAAUACGGGAUCCACGAGGAGCCAUUGGAAGGGGCCAGAAAUGGAGGCUGGAGAGCAAACUGCCAACAAAAGCACAGUGCAAAGCAGUGAGAAGCCAUGAGAUCAGGGAGUGUGAGCACUGGGACCGCUGAACCUGGCCCUACAUCCAUCUCUGUGCAUUACCAGCUGCUGUGUGCUGCACCAGCACCAUGGGGCUCUGUCUGCUAGACCUCUCUUGCUAGGGCAGCAAAGGCACACGUUUUUCACCCAGAGGGUGGUGAGGCACUGGCACAGGCUGCCCAAGGAGGCUGUGGAUGCCCCAUCCCUACAGGCAUUCAAGGCCAGGCUGGAUGUGGCUCUGGGCAGCCUGGGCUGCUGGUUGGUGACCUGCACACAGCAGGAGGUUGGAGCUGGAUGAGCACUGUGGGCCUUUUCAACCCAGGCCAUUCUACGAUUCUCUCUUAGACUGGAAGCCACUGUAGACUCUUGAAACUAAAAGAUAAAUUAUUAAUCCAACGUCUCUCUCUUUUCCCCUCUGAAAUCCCAUUGCACGCUUUAAAAAUUAAAUAAAUUGAAUUAAUGGGUUAGUUUUACACAUAGGCUGAUUUAUGGCAGUAAUUUCAGAACAAAGAAAAAGGAAAUUGUUAGCAUAAUCAGUCACGCACAGAACGAGGCGAUUUGAUGUAUCAAACGUGGGAGGGUUGGUCUGAAUCCCAUCUGUGCCUGAUUCUUCAUCAGAUUCCGACCUAAUGAUUCAUAUCUGUUGAAAGCAAGUAAGAAAAAUCGCUGCUGUGACCUGAUGGUGUUGGACCUUCAUUUCUCAUCACUGUACACAGCAAGAGAGCCCCUGGGGAGUCUGAGCGUGGGGUGUGCAGUACCAGAGGCAGUCUGGCUCUUUAGGGCAGGUCAUGCAGGAGUCUCAUCCUGGAGGAGUGCAGCUCAUCCCAUCUGUGGAGCCCAAAAGCAGUCAUCACAUACAGAUGCUUCAGCACAAUGAAGGACCUGGCACCAUUUCCUCUCCUCUUUUUUGAAUAACAGCAAAUAUCUGUCAUUUAAGUAAGUACAGGAAAGCUAUUUUCUCCUGACCUGUUUCUACCGCAUGAACUGUAGGAUGAUGCAAAAUUUGGGGAGGAAUCUGGGGGAAAUUCAAUCCUGAAGUGUGAAUAUCUUCAGAACUUGCGACAAGCUGUGUGAAUAAACCAACAGCUGCCUCUGUUACUUUCUCAUGCCAUCAGAUAUUGCUCCGCAGAUGACUCUCCAUAAGCAUACCAAAUAUUAUGAGAUUAAAAGUUGCUGUGAGUACAUGAGGAAGGCAUGAGCCAGGCAGAAAGGCUUCUCCCCACCUCGCAGCAGUGUUUGUUUUGCUUUGAGCUCUCUCCAAUCGCUGCACUGCUUGUGAGCAGCAGGGAAAAACCCCGGGGUUGUCCACUAAAUCAGUUUGUUCUUCUCUCACGAUAACCAAUGUCAACACUCAUUUCUAAUGCUUUCUUAUUGAAAGAGUUGGGACUCAUUGCUAUUGCAUAGAUGGAAAUGCAUGCUAUGCUUCUCUGUAAACAGCGCUGUUCUUGAUGGCUUAAAGAUGACUGUAUGUAACUACUCAGUGUCGUUGGGGCAUUAACUCUGCAACCGAGUAAAUGUGACAAGAGAAGCCCACUGAAAUUGGCACAGCUCUGCUGCUGCUGCAGGUGGGAUCUGUGCAAAAACAUGCUUGCUUUGAGGAACCACGUGUGACUGGGUAGUUUUACAGCCCCUUCCCCAAAGGCUAUGUGUGCUGCAGCCUGAUCUAUUGUGUUCUUUUAUGUAUCCAAAACGGGAGGUUCUUCCUGGGCCUGGUGCUAUGCCUGUCGGAUCGCUGGAACGCUGCCUCUGGUGAUCAUAGAUGAAAGUCAGAAUAAAAUACUUCUUCCAGGAAGAGCAAAUUGCUUAGUUAUAUAUUUUGUAUGUCCUUUGCUCAAUAUAUUGCACAGAAAAGACACACUAAAGUGUGAGCAGGAACCGUGAGACAGUCUCAAUGCCAGGCUGGCAAGAGAUGUGCAGAACAGGCACGCCUGCAGGCUGACACGGCUCACACAGCCAGGUGAGAGCUGUUCGGUAUGGAUGAAGUCCUGUCCUGCAAUCUGUCAUCACUGUUACUACGGAUAUAUCAGCAUCAGCAAAAUCCAGUGUCAUUUCUGCCACGGUUAUGAAUCCUUGCACAGAACAGAACAAUCUGACUUUUCCAAUCUCCCGGGACAAAACAAGCUAAAGGAUUUGUUAUUUUCCACGCGUCAGAAGCACAAACUGGUGACCUAUCUGUAAAUACAUCGCUACAAGAUGAAUGUAUACUGGGAAAGAAUAUACUAUUUUUGCAUGGUGGCUGAUAACUUAAAGACCUCUCGAUGCCUUACGCACACGUCGGCAAAGCGUUUUAUUUACAGGCAAUUCUCUCUGCGUAGUUCUCGUUCCUUUAUCUCACUUUGGUCCCAUCUGUGGAAAAAACACACACCAGAAUUGGAUCUUUGGUUGUUCUUGGAAUUCACUUUCUUCAGUACCUGGCACGUUCCAUGGUUUCCACGCCACAUUUUCUCCCAUUAAAUGGUGGGACUGAGCCUAUUCGUUACGGGGGAGAAAUCCAUAUUCCUGGAUAACCGGAGAGAAACAGCUUCAGAUGUAUGGAAUUGUUGCAAAAUAAAACAUUUUGAGGCACCCAGA
Messenger RNA from Lagopus muta (rock ptarmigan), 8719 nucleotides. It is a transcript of the gene ACSL6, whose product is annotated as acyl-CoA synthetase long chain family member 6. Gene Ontology annotation, molecular function: arachidonate-CoA ligase activity. Lineage: Eukaryota; Metazoa; Chordata; Aves; Galliformes; Phasianidae. Gene Ontology annotation, biological process: very long-chain fatty acid metabolic process; long-chain fatty acid metabolic process; long-chain fatty-acyl-CoA biosynthetic process. Gene Ontology annotation, cellular component: membrane; endoplasmic reticulum. Bases 2775 to 4946 code for a protein of 723 amino acids. The record is from RefSeq and is a predicted model, not a curated record. The transcript has 23 exons.